Physeter macrocephalus (sperm whale) is the source of this 258-nucleotide messenger RNA. Its product is annotated as cysteine-rich protein 1-like. The transcript has a single exon. Gene Ontology annotation, biological process: intrinsic apoptotic signaling pathway in response to DNA damage; regulation of gene expression. The record is from RefSeq and is a predicted model, not a curated record. Gene Ontology annotation, molecular function: zinc ion binding. NCBI's taxonomy places the organism in Eukaryota, Metazoa, Chordata, Mammalia, Artiodactyla, Physeteridae. Bases 25 to 258 code for a protein of 77 amino acids.
ACCCACCCCGGACCAGGCACCACCAUGCCCAAGUGCCCCAAGUGCAACAAGGAGGUGUACUUUGCUGAGCGGGUGACCUCCCUGGGUCAGGACUGGUAUCGCCCUUGCCUGAAGUGUGAGAAAUAUGAAAAGACGCUGACCUUGGGGGGUCACGCCGAGCAUGAAGGUAAGCCCUAUUGCACCUACCCCUGCUACGCGGCCAUGUUCGGCCCCAAAGGCUUCGGGCAUGGUGGGGCAGAGAGCCACACUUUCAAGUAA